Plodia interpunctella (Indianmeal moth) is the source of this 1249-nucleotide messenger RNA. RefSeq lists its product as uncharacterized. The transcript is spliced from 8 exons. Bases 27 to 1124 code for a protein of 365 amino acids. Gene Ontology annotation, molecular function: phosphoglycerate dehydrogenase activity; NAD binding. Lineage: Eukaryota; Metazoa; Arthropoda; Insecta; Lepidoptera; Pyralidae. The record is from RefSeq and is a predicted model, not a curated record.
UCAUUGGUGUGCAAUGAUAAGCGUACAUGUACCGGUUCAAUUGGGCAUCACGAUAUUAUACCAGUCUCACUCAAGUCAUUGAGGCGCUCAGACGCACAGACACAUCUUUUUUCGUACACAGACUGUACAGACUUGUAACCAUGGGUUUGGAUAUCAAAUCAGUGUUGGUGGCUGACGGCGUGGGGGCCAACUGCACUGAGAUCCUGCAGUCACAUGGCAUCGCAGUCACCAACAGGCCAAAAAUCUCCAGAGAGGAACUCCUCAGGGAAAUACCAAACUACGAAGCUCUGGUUGUGCGAUCAGCCUCACAGGUGACCAAGGAAGUGCUGGACGCCGGCGUUAAGUUGAAGGUGGUGGGCCGCGCCGGCGCUGGAGUCGACAACAUUGACGUAGGGGUCGCGGGGAAAAAGGGCAUCGGUGUUAUCAAUGCACCGGGAGCAAACGCGAUGAGUGCGUGCGAGCUUACGUGCGGUCUGGCCAUGGCGCUGGCGAGGUACGUGGCGCCAGCCGCCGCCAGCAUGAAAGACGGUCGCUGGGACCGUUCCAAGUUCACUGGCACAGAGCUCUACGGCAAGACCCUGGCUAUCAUAGGCCUGGGCAGGGUCGGCAGGGAGGUCGCCGUUAGAAUGAACGCUUUUGGAAUGAAGAUCCUGGGUUUCGAUCCGUUCGUUUCAGCAGAACAGUGUAAGGAAUUCUUUGCCACGAAGUUGGAGCUCGAUGAAAUCUGGCCCUUAGCGGACUACAUUACCCUUCAUACUCCAUUGAUCGAAUCUACGAGAAAUCUUAUAAAUGCCGAUGUCCUAAAGCGCUGUAGGAAAGGCGUGAAGAUCAUCAAUGUAGGUCGAGGAGGCCUCAUCAACGAGAAGGACUUGCUUGAAGCUCUCAAUUCAGGACAUGUCGGCGGUGCAGCGCUGGACGUCUUCGAGCAGGAGCCCCCCACAGACCCCCUGACCUUGGAGGUCAUCAAACACCCGGGUGUGCUGGCCACACCUCACUUGGGUGCAUCCACCAAAGAGGCUCAAGUCAGAGUGGGACAGGAGAUAGCCGAACAGCUGGUGAACCUGGUCAAACCAGGCACCUACAUAACCCCCCUUGCCGAGGUCACCAGGGUCCUUAAGAAGUAAUCGUGAUAACGUUCCUUUCAACACAAACAUUUUUCUUCUCACAUCACGUAGUCAAGGUUCCACCUUGUCAAAAGUCAUUUUAAUUGUUAAGUCAUAUUUAAGUGUUUAUAAAGUAAAGAACUUUA